GAUGUCAAGAAUUUCAAUUGUUUUAUUGAUUGCAAGUAAGUAAUUAUUGUUUUUCAGUUACGUCAUUUUAGUUGUUUUUAUUUUUAAGCCUAUUCCUAGUAAGGGAAACGGACACCAGUUUUUCUGCAGUAUUUAAUGAAAUUAAGCAGUUGGUCUGAAAGAACAAAAAAUCAAUUUUUGACCCUUGGACUAAAUUAUCAAAAAUUAUUCUAUGAAUAAUUAACGAGAUCAAAUGACCAGACUAAAUUAGUUCAAUUUUACGACAGUGUUGAAAUGAUGACGUCACCAUGGAGAUUCAAACAAACUGUAGACAAAUAAAACGAAAAUAGACAUUCAAAAUUUGGUUGCAAAAACAAGUAUGGAUCUGAAGAAAGGAGUCCAAUGUGCGCCCCCUGAGGCGCCCAAAAAACACUGGCAGGAGGAGGGUCAUUGUAAGCUUUUUAUUUGUAGCAAAGCUCUAUGAAUUUAAUAUCCUCUUUACUUUGUUUAUUUUAGUAUUUGCAGUGUUGCCUGUUGAUGCCAGUGACGCUCUUAAGGAUGGCUAUUGUAAUUUUACACAUAAAGCCAGCAUUGAAUCUGAUCUAAAGACUAUGCGAAAAAAGUUUAAAGACACAAGACAAGAUCUGAAGGACUUACUAGAUCUCAUAAACGAAAAAUCUGAAGGACGCAUUGCUCCAGACACCAACCUGUGCCUGAUCGACAUGAAUAACUUUCGUAUUGAAAAAAAGGAGCGGUAAGCGAGAAAAUUUUAAUUUCUCUUGAAAUAUUUAUAAAAUAUAUAUACAUAUAGAAAACUUGUAAUGUAUAAAUAAAACUUUGUAAAAUCUGUCUUGCAUUUGACAUCAACCUAAUGGGUUGUCAAAUUAUUGACCAUUGUGCCUGUUCUUCCUCCUUUUUUUAUUAAGCUGUUAGAAUAUUUCAGCUUCAGCGAAUGCAAAUUACAUGUCAAGCCAUAAAAUACACCCGCAUAUCGUCUAGGAAACCUGAAUUAAAUCAAUCACAAAGUUCGAAAAAAUCGCAAUAAUACAGAUACGAUUCUAAGACAGAACCGAGAUCACUUUAAGCACACAAGCUUUACAGUCUAAAAAAAUGCUUAAAAAUUAUGUGUUUGUAAUUUGUUUAGUUGACGGAUAUGCUUGGUACGUAUCAGAAAGUCUUAUCUAUAUGCAAACAUGUGUAUGGCGAUUUAAUUGGGAAAGAUAAGGAUGCCUUGGCGGAGAAAAUCCGAAUUGAUGAAGCUAUCGAUGACAUUGUAGCUGUUCCUGACACUCUUCGAAACGGAAUAGAAUCAAUUAUUAAACAACGAAAGGAUAUCAGCAAAGCUUGUGAUUUUUCACUCUCGUUACUGCAUGUCAGACGAACCAGUAUUUCUCAUUGUUCAUUUUCUCCGAAGAAAGGCGCCGAUCCUGCUUAUUUGGUACGAAAUAUACUCAUCAGCAUAAUCGAUUUAUACGAAAGGUUCUUGAUAGAGUUAACAGAACAAUCGAAAAAUCCAAACAUGAUAUGGCUGAGUUGUGAGAAUGUAUAACUCAAGGAGUUUUUACAAAAGAGAUUAUUUUUUAAACCUUA
Hydractinia symbiolongicarpus is the source of this 1569-nucleotide messenger RNA. RefSeq lists its product as uncharacterized. The transcript has 4 exons. NCBI's taxonomy places the organism in Eukaryota, Metazoa, Cnidaria, Hydrozoa, Anthoathecata, Hydractiniidae. The record is from RefSeq and is a predicted model, not a curated record. Bases 1133 to 1528 code for a protein of 131 amino acids.